GCUCCGCGUGCAAUUGCGGGGAAGGGAAGGCGCGCGGCUGUCUUGAGAGAGAUCACUCAUCUCAGCCUCCAACAUCUCCCCUCUUCCCGUGUGUGUGUGCGUGCGUGUGUGUGCGCGUGUGGGGUGCGUGAGUGCCGUGGGUCUCCGUGUCAGCCCAGACUGCCUCCGCCCCCGUCUGCGUGCGCGUGUUUGUAGGAGGGGAGUGCGUGCGUGCGUGCGAAGCUCAUAGCAGCAGCGGUGGCGACGGAGGUAGCUACCCGUUCAGAGUGUUGUCGUUGUUAUUGUUCCUGUUUUUGUUGUUGUUGUUCCAAAGCUCACUUGGAUAGACAUACUUUGCUGGCCUUUAUGGAGCGGUGCGAGAGAUCUUUUAAGGCUGUGAUGAAACUGGUUUCUUUGUGAGUGCGGUUCGUCCGUCCGUCUAUACGUGCGUGUGUGUGCGUAUACACUUGCACACACACACUUGUGUGUGUGCGUAUACACUCGCACGCACACGUACCCACGUGUACACUUGCACACGCACGCACGUGUGUGCGUUGUUUCUUUCCUGGCACGCGCUGUGCCCAUCCAUCGAUGGAGUGCCACGUGAAAAAGACCAAAGACACGACGACUGGCCCCCCCACGGUGACCGCCAGCCCUGGGGAAGGAGCCACUUACGCCAUCACGUGCGGGGAAUGGAACGCGCGGCUCAUCUGGUGCAAGUUCGUGUGCCCCGGCAUCAACGUGAAAUGCGUUCAGGUUAAGGAGGAGCUCAUCACCCCCAAGGAGUUCGUGUGUCUGGCCGGGCGCGCGAGCCUCAAGGACUGGAAGAGGGCCAUCCGCCUCGGAGGGGUCAUGCUCAGGAAGGUGAUGGAUGCCGGACGGCUGGACUUCUACCAGCACGACACCGCCUGCUCCUCCAGCUGCCGCAGCACCAAGCACGAGCCCCGUGGCCUGGGCGGCCCCGGGGGGGGCGCCGCCACCGCUGCCGCCGCCGCGUCCCUGUGGCCCGGUGGAGGGCGGCCCUCCGGCUGGCCGGGCAGCUUCUUGAAGGGCGACCGCCGCUACGUCGUGAGCGGCUGCGGGCAGCACCAGCGCAGGGGCGUCAUCAAGCAGCGCGCGAGCAAAGCGGGCGAGGACGCUACAGCCCUCAACGUCGGUGGCCACAAGCAGCAACAGCAGCAGCAGCAGCAACAGCAGCUGCAGCAGCUGCAGCAGCUGCAGCAGCAGCAUCAGGAGCAGCAGCAGGCGGGUGCGGCGCAGCGGCUGGCGUACAGCAACGGGCACGGCAGCCUGAGCGACGCCGUGAAGCGCGAGUGGUCGGAGGAGAGCAGGCGAGCGAACGCGAUGGGCGAGGGAGCGGGCCGGGCGGCCGGGCGGCCGGGGCACGACGGCUCGCUGAGGGCGAGGGAGGCCGUCAAACGGAGCGGGGAGGCCUUGGUGGGUGGUGGCGGCAACAAAAGGGGACGCUUCGGCGUGGGUACGGCGACGGCCGCGGCCGCGAUGAUGAACGGGCAAGCGGCGGGGAUGCACGCCGGGGAGGAGCGGGCACAGAAGCUCACGAUGGCCACCAGAGCGGACCGGGCCGACCAGAGCUGCUCCCCCGAAUCCGAACAGGACAGCGACUUGCCAGACCACGUGCUGCGGUUCUGGCGAGGCGUGGCGAGGGCCGGGCUGCUCGGCGAGGUGGUGGGCGCCGUCCAGAGGGAGCUGCAGGCCCGGCUCACCGGACUGUGCCGACUCGCUCAGACACCCGCCCUGCAGAUGGCUGACGCCGCCCUCCUGCACGGCACGGUCCAGAGCCUCGGCCUCUCGGGCCAGGUGGACCGGAUGCUGGCGAUCAACACGCACGGGGCGACCACGGCUCGCCGCGCGGACGUCACGACGCACGGACACGGCGCGGCCGACGGUGUGACGUCGUGCGAGAAGCUGGAGGGGGCGGUGGCCGACACCAACGCCGCCGCGUCGGCAACCGCCGGGCGGCACGGAGCGGCAGCGAACGCGGCGCUCGCGACGCGACUCUUCACUCAGCCAGUGUGACUCCCCCACCACUCCCAUCACUCUGUGAUCCACCGACCCUCCGCCGCCGGGUGGCACGGAGCGGCAGCGAACACGGCGCUCGCGACGCGACUCUUCACUCGGCCAGUGUGACUCCCCCACCACUCCCAACCAUCAAUCCGUGCUCCACCAACGUUGGUGAAUCGUGAACCCCACACAACAGGGCGUCUCGCUCGCGUUCGCUCGCCCACUGACCCAUCCACCUAUCGGCUCCUCCAGCUGCCUCCACCAGUCCAGCUGUCAGAGCACGGGACGAGCAUCUGACUCCACAAUGAGUAAAAGCAAAAACAGUCGAAGUGGUUUGCUGAUUAAAUUAGAAGCGGAUAUAACGAUUCACGGAUCUUUACGCUCACAAUACUGGCAUCAAAUAGCGUGGGUAAUAAGCGAUUUUUUUCCAAUUCAUCAUACACGUUCAUUGUGUCCAUCAGGAUCAGAAUCUUUAUUUAUCCUGGAGGAAUCCGAUGAGCUAUGAAGCUAUUUUUCACAUGUCCAGUCUAUUCCGCGACAGAGGAAAUAGAUUCACGCACCUUCACAUUUACACUGUGAACUCGAAUCGCGUCGUGAUCCUGAAUCGGAACAAUCAAUUUCAUUGUGGAAAGGGUUUAUCGCUACAUCCGUAUCAUCUCCCCUUCACAACACUGCGGCAGUUGCGGAAAUUCCACCCUCCUAUGGCAGGCACUCGGUGGACCUUUACGACAACCGCUUUGCGACGGCUCACAUAGUCGCACUUCGUUCGCUCACCUUGGUCGGUCGCAUCGGACCGAGUUCAUCUCCAACCAAGAUUGUGAGUUGCGCGCUCUAAACCACCAUGGGAGGAGCCGCGUGAGCCAGAACGGGUGAGAGAGUGCACGCCCCUGGGGGAAUUAACCUGGGUUCGCAUUCCGGGUUUGCCAGCCCAGGUUGAACUUGUUUUGCCGAACUCGAGUGUAUGGCCUCAGCUGCGCCGUGGGACUCUUUUCUUGAGUGUGAAUAUAUUUUUUGGUUUUUAAACAAUCUCAAAUGUAGUCUAACCCCAGCUCUGAGAGCUACGUUUGUAAAACACGUAUGUACAUAGCGAGACGGAGCGUUCGAAAAACCCCCUCGAAUCUUUCGUGGAUAGCGGUUGUGCGAUGGCGGUGUAGAGAUGUCCGCAAGAGAUGUUACCGGGAGUGUGGGAGAGUGUGCGCGCGCGUGUUCACGUGCGUGCGUGCGUGUCUACGUGCAUGUAGACUGGUACAAAUACACUGUGUACAAAAUGACAAAAUAUAUAUACGUAUUUACUUUGGCGCACGUAUCCUCUCAAAAGAACGCCCCUCUUUUCAAGAUAUGCAAUUUACCUGUUGACCAAACCGCUGCAGCGCAAUAAUCGCCCUUAACGCACCUGUCGGAAGGACAUGAGGUGGGGCGAGGCAAUGGGAAGUGUCAAGAGGAGAAUGGGCAAGACAGAGCUACAUCCGUGCUGAUAAUUGCUUUUUUACCCGUUUAUCUGGCAACAAAACUGACACCUUUUUUACAAGGAGUCAUGUUUGCAUUGACCACAAUACCUGCGGUCGGAAUGCAAACAAAAAACAGAACUCUGAUAAUGUAUGCACUGUCUUUGAUUGGUCCACACCAGAGACAGCUUUUCUUAGAGCCUAGUCUCACGUGGUGUUGGACCAGAUGAAAGCACAUCCGUGCUUUCACUUGAUUUGGCGUCAUCCACCUGCGAAACGCUGCAAAGUCGGUUUGCCGUGCCGCGGACGCCAAUUGCAGGACAUACGUAAGGUGCGCUAGCAGGCCUCUGUGUCGAGGCCCUUCUCAACACUAUGAGGGUUCUAAACGAGAAUGGUUGCCUCGUGAUGUGAUUCCAGUAACACGAGGGAAAGCUCAAUAGACAUUAAACAAAUCAUAUUGGAUGUUCUUUGUGUAAGGGUUCCGCAGAAAUCACGCCCAGGUAUGAGUCAAUUCGUGCCGAAUAAGCGUGACAAUGCAGUGAUUCGUGGAUCGUUAUGGAUUCUUAUGCUCGCAUUAAUUCGUCAACUCUGUGCUCGCGAGACCUGAACAUUUACAAUGAAUUCAAAUCGUAUGCCAAUGUCACGCUUGAGCCUAUGGGCCCGACCAAGCGCCGUUAAAAAUGGGUAACAAAGGGAGAAACGUUACAAAGGAGGCAGUAAAAGUAAGAAAACAAUAUAUCACAUCGUUGAAUUGCAUCGUGAUCCCGCAUCAUUUACAGUCACUUUGCUUCGGGAAGUCACCUGUUACACGCCUAGUGAUAGAUCGUAAUUAUGUUGAAUAACUCUUCUUGGUUCUUUCGGUAAAGUCACGUAGAAGGGAAAUAAUAAAAUAAUAAAAAUAAAACAUAAUAAAAUAAUUCUCACGACGU
Lethenteron reissneri (Far Eastern brook lamprey) is the source of this 4375-nucleotide messenger RNA. RefSeq lists its product as uncharacterized. Gene Ontology annotation, molecular function: DNA binding. The record is from RefSeq and is a predicted model, not a curated record. NCBI's taxonomy places the organism in Eukaryota, Metazoa, Chordata, Hyperoartia, Petromyzontiformes, Petromyzontidae.